This is a messenger RNA of Cyprinodon tularosa, 2512 nucleotides long. RefSeq names its product fermitin family member 1 (gene fermt1). Gene Ontology annotation, biological process: integrin-mediated signaling pathway; cell-matrix adhesion. The record is from RefSeq and is a predicted model, not a curated record. Lineage: Eukaryota; Metazoa; Chordata; Actinopteri; Cyprinodontiformes; Cyprinodontidae. The coding region runs from base 161 to 2158 and encodes 665 amino acids. Gene Ontology annotation, molecular function: integrin binding. The transcript has 16 exons. Gene Ontology annotation, cellular component: focal adhesion.
UCCUUCUACGUUUCCACCUCCUGUCAUUUCCCUACCUGUCUGAACUGGGCGUGUUUUUAUUUGUUCCUUCACUCCCGUUGGAACUUUUAUUCCCCGAUUCAUUCCGCUUGAAAAGAAACUUUCUAAUAAUAGCUUCUUGGCAGAAAACGUAUUUCAAGCCAUGCUCAAAGCUGCUGCGAUUGGGGAAACAUCAUGGCAGCUGUCUGUGCAGGUGGAUCAGAAAGAAGGGGACGAGUCCAUGAAAUUCAAACUCAGGGUGAAAGGUGACUUGCACAUCGGAGGGCUCAUGCUUAAGCUGGUGGAAAAAAUCAAGGCUCAACAGGACUGGUCUGAUCAUGCACUGUGGUGGGAACAGAGAAAAUGCUGGCUGCUCAAAACUCACUGGACAUUGGACAAAUAUGGGAUUCAGGCUGAUGCCGACCUGCGCUACACUCCUCAGCAUAAACCACUAUUGCUACAGCUGCCCAAUAUGAAAACCAUCAGAAUGACAGUCUGCUUCUCAAGUAUGGUCUUCAAGGCGGUUGAGGAGAUCUGCAGAGUUCUCAACAUUAGAAGAUCAGAGGAACUCUCUUUGCUUAAACCCCCCUAUGAUUCCGGUAAGAAGAAAAAGAAGAAAGACAAGAACUCAACCCAGGAAGACAUCUGGGACAUAUGGGACUCACUUAACUUGGGAAAGGGAGGGACAGGUCCCAUGUACAAUACGAUGACGGCAACCUAUGACCCAGAGAACGGAAUGCCCAUGUCUGCCACCAGCAUUUGGUUUGGAGAUAACCCCUUAGCUGAGGCUCAGCUAAACCUACCCCCGGCAGAGCUAAGCAAGCUUUACCAGCCGCAGUCACUUAUGGACAAAGCGACCAACAAUGCAGGGUGGCUGAACUCCUCUCGCUCACUCAUGGAGCAAGACAUUCAGGAUGACGACAAACUGUUACUACGCUUCAAGUACAAUGUCUUCUUUGAUCUCAACCCAAAAUACGACGGCGUCAGGAUAACCCAGCUGUACGAACAGGCCCGGUGGUCCAUCUUGCUAGAGGAGAUAGACUGCACAGACGAAGAAAUGCUGAUGUUUGCUUCCUUACAGUAUCACAUCUGCAAACUGACCACGUCAAGUGAGCCCAUGGACAACUCCAGCGAGCCAGAAAUCGACGAAGUAGAGGCUGCCUUGUCUAACCUGGAGGUGACCCUUGAAGGCGGCCACACUGACAAUAUCCUGGAGGACAUUACAGACAUUCCAGAGCUGGCAGACACCCUUCGGCUAUUGAGGCCCAAAAAGUUGACUCUACGGCCAUUCAAAGAGUACUGGUUUGUGUUCAAGGACACCAAUAUCUCUUAUUUUAAAAACAAGGAAGCCUCCAUCGGGGAACCAAUCGAGCAGUUUCACCUCCGAGGAUGUGAGGUGGUCCCAGACGUCAAUGUCACAGAGAAGAAGUUUGGCAUCAAGCUCCUGCUUCCAGUUGCGGAUGGGAUGAAUGAAGUGUAUAUCCGAUGUGAUAAUGAAACACAAUAUGCUAAGUGGAAAGCUGCAUGCAUUCUAGCAUCUAAAGGCAAGACGAUGGCCUACAGCUCCUACAAGUCUGAAGUGAGAAACAUCCUGUCUUUUUUGCAAAUGAAAAGCCUGGCGCCCCCUCCUGGUCAGGAAGCUCCGGACCUUGAUGCCAUGGAAAUGAAUGCUGAAUGUUUUGUUUCCCCUCGCUACACCAAAAAGCACAAGACCAAGCAGCUGACAGCACGGAUCCUGGAGGCCCACCAGAACAUAGCAAAGCUCUCUUUGGUUGAGGCCAAGAUGCGCUUUAUCCAGGCUUGGCAGUCACUGCCAGAGUUUGGCAUUAAGUACUACAUUGUCAGAUUCAAAGGUAGCAAGAAGGAUGAAAUUCUGGGGAUUUCAUAUAACCGAAUGAUUCGUAUCGACAUGUCCUCUAGCUUGCCUGUGACUACUUGGAGGUUUGCCAACAUGAAGCAAUGGAACGUCAACUGGGAAAUAAAACAAGUGACCAUAGAAUUUGACCAGAAUGUGAGCAUUGCCUUCUGCUGUGUGAGCUGCGACUGUAAAGUGGUCCAUGAGUUCAUCGGGGGUUAUAUCUUCCUAUCCACACGAUCGAAAGACCAAAAUGAAACACUAGAUGAAGAACUAUUCCUUAAACUUACUGGAGGCCAAGACUGACCAAGGAAAAACUUGACCCACCCCUUUUGUACUGAUGUUCUUGUCCGUAUUGUCUAAAACGACUGUUGCAAUGUUAACCAUAGGUGUAGAACAAAUCACUGUGGAGGAAAAUGAACAAUAGGGCUAUAUCAUGUUAACACAUUUUCCUUCACAGCCCCAUAUCCUGAUUUUAUCAUUUUUUUGCCAUUUAUACACAACAUAAUGACUCCAAUGUAAAUAUGUAGCAAGGAUUGUCUUUUUAAAACAUGGAUGAACUGAUAUGUAUGAUAAGGUUGCUGUUUUGAACAUCAAAUAGGUGUGUUUCCUCCAAUAAAGUGAGACGACAUUAAAAUCAAUGGAGGGAUUUCAAGUGAA